This is a messenger RNA of Megalobrama amblycephala (Wuchang bream), 3442 nucleotides long. RefSeq names its product trace amine associated receptor 14a (gene taar14a). Gene Ontology annotation, biological process: G protein-coupled receptor signaling pathway. Gene Ontology annotation, molecular function: trace-amine receptor activity. The transcript has a single exon. Bases 2308 to 3300 code for a protein of 330 amino acids. Lineage: Eukaryota; Metazoa; Chordata; Actinopteri; Cypriniformes; Xenocyprididae. The record is from RefSeq and is a predicted model, not a curated record. Gene Ontology annotation, cellular component: membrane.
UCAUGAAGCACGGAUGGGAGGGGGAGGAGGAGGGAGGGUCUAGCUAGCCUCUGUUUUGUUUGACAACACUUCGAACGUCAACAGGAAGUUACUCCGCUCAGGAUCGCUUAGAGAACCUUUAAUUAAUUAUGGGAAUAAAAUUUGUCCAGAAUACCAUGAGUGCAAAUGUGAUGAGGAUUUUAUACAACAGUUCAAUAAAUAAAGUUAAUAUUAUGUUAUAUUUUGGACAAAAUAUUGUCUGUUUUUAUGGAAGCUUGUUUCCGCCAAGGAAUAAAAUUAUUAAAAUGAUAAUUGCGACUGGCUUGAAACUGCAAGCUAUAAAGUCAUAAUUGCGGGAUAUAAAGUCCAAUUCUGAGGGAAAAAUGUCCGCUCACAAUUCUGACAUUGUCUGACAAUUGUGGGUUUAUAUCAUGCAAUUCUGAAAAAAAGUCAGAAUUAAAAGAUGCAAACUUAAAAUUGAGAGAAAAAAAGUCACAAUUACCUUCUUUAUUUUUAUUCAGUGGUGGAAAGAAGCUUUCAUAGUUUUGUUAUUGUCUCAAUUUUGCCAACAAAACUAUUACCUGUAAAGUGUUUCAUUUCGGAAUGAAUCCACGUUUUGAGCAAAUUAGUCGGGUGAACCAAUUAUUCAAAGGCCCUUCAUUCCUGAAUGAAUCAGCCAUUUGAAUUAAUCGAAUUUAUGAAUGACUCAAUGACUUAAUCAUUUAGAAGUUUACUGCCAACUACUGGCAGUUUUAGUUUCAAUUUCAUAUUUUGGGGAUACUUUGCACAAAAUUUGAAAAUUCUUUUUAUUUACAUUUACUCAUCCUCAUGUCGUUUCAAACAUGGACUUUCUUUCUUUUGCGGAACAUAAGAGAAGAUCUUUUGAAGAAUGUUGGUAACCAAACUGUUUUGGUCUGUAAAUAUAUCUAAAUACCAAUUCAGAUGCAGCUUCUGGAAAAAAAAUAAUAAAUCAUGGCCGUUGUAGCCAAAACUUUUAUGUGUAAUAAAUUCUAUGUUGAAUCAAAUAAAAUAUUUCUUUCCAAAGCUAUUUUUGUAAAGCUACUGCUGAUUAUAUUUAGAUGAAUUCUUAAUACAUGUCGUGUUUCCCAAUUAAUUUUAAUCUUAUUAAUCAUGAGCCAUGUCUAGUCUCACUGUGCCAAAAUGUCUUUGUAAAAUUAUCCUAAAAUAAAUGCUGCAAUGAUUUACAACUUCAACAAACCAGCAAUGUCACUACAAUAUUCAUCUGUCUCUAUGAUAUUGUAUUAUACAAAUGUUAUAUAACCUUAAAAAGAGUCCUGAGUGUUGAACAGGUAGUCACUAGAGGGAGCUAAAUCAGGUGUACCCAGUUGACUCAUUGUGACAGGAAAUAUCCACUAGAUGGCGACAUUAUCAAAUGUGGAGUUGCAUAUUCAGCUCAGCUCUAAUGACAGACGGUUCACCUUUGACCUGCUCAUACACAGGGUUGCUUUCCAUAACCUACUAAAAUGAGUAACAAAUGCAAAAUGUUUGCUAGAGCUGCCUAAUUAACUUAUUGUGUAUGCAAUAAUUGUUAUUUGUUAUAUUUAAAAAGUUAUAUUUAAAUCAUGUAACUAAUGUAGAAACAACCUUUUCCCAAAAGCUGAAAUGCUGCUGAGGGGAUAAAUGAAGACAAAGUUUAUCCAGAGGUGUUUGUUUGUUUCUUUUAGUUCUGAAAUGACAGUGAAACUCAAUUUGGGACCUGAUUAAAUUAAGCUAUUGCAAAGAUUAAUAUUCAAAAAGAGACUAAACAUUUCCAUAGCAUUAAUAAACUUAAUACACAAUUGUAUACAUGUCUUUUGUAUCACUGGUCUCUUUCAUCUUAAAUUCUUCUCAAACUGCUUUGGAUAAAAAUGAAAGAUUAAGUAAAUAUAUUUUUUUUUUUACUUAAUUUUGACAAAGAUCAGAUUAAAACUACAAAAAAAAAAAAAAAAAGUAGUUUUGGAAAGUAGUUUUUCAUUUAAAAGUGGGAAACACAUGUGCAUUGAGUUUGAAAUUUAGGAUAUAAUGAUGAUGACAAUAAUGAAAAAAAGUGAUAGUGAAUUUGAGCAAUGAUGAACUCCCAGCAGAAGUCGAGGGGAGGAGACGUUUAUGUGUAUAAAAAUCAGCUAAACAUGUUUGCCAAAGUUGGUGUCAUCCACCUCACUGGGAACAAUGCAAACCCUUUACACCGAGGAUCGAAUGAGACUGGAGUCACUCUGCUGGAAAUACCAUUGUUAGAUUAUUAUUCUAUUCUAUUUUAUUUUAUUUUUUUUAUUUUUUUUUUUCAUACAAUACAAGACUUGAUAUCUCUCCAAAGUACUUCAUAUUAUCAUGAAUCUCACAGCAAUGAACCUAUCUGAUGGCUGUCAGGAAUAUUUCUGUCCAGAGAGAUCUGUUUCUUUAUCUGUCUAUGUGAUUCUGUAUGUGGCCGCAGCAGCUGUGGCUCUUCUGACCGUGUGUGGAAACCUGCUGGUCAUCAUCUCUGUUAGUCACUUCAAGCAGCUCCACACACCUGCUAACAUCCUCAUCCUCUCUUUGGCUGUAACUGAUCUGCUGGUUGGAGUUUUUGUGAUGCCACUUCAUCUAUCUUGGCUCAUCGAGUCUUGUUGGAUUUCUGGACCACUGAUGUGCUCGGUUUUCAAUUUUGUGACUUUUCAAGCAACAAGCGUGUCUGUUCACACUGUGGCUCUAAUAGCAGUUGAUCGGUUUUUGGCUUUACGUUUACCUUUCGUUUACUCUGAGAAAAUCUCACCCACUGUGAUCUGCAUUGCAACUUUAUUUAACUGGCUGUUUUCACUCCUUUAUAACUUCACUCUUCUGUUCAUUAAUGGAAACUUCACCGAUAUCAUGUGUCCAGGAGAAUGUCUUUAUAUUGUAGAUGAGGUUUCAUCCCUCAUUGAUCUCCUGAUUGUGUUUCUUAUGCCAUGUACACUCAUCAUAAUAUUAUACACUCAUGUUUUUGUCAUUGCUAAGAAACAUGCGACUGCUAUAAGAGCCCUUCAGGUUCACAACAGCACCUCUAAAAACAGAGUCAGUGACAAAUCAGAGCGAAAAGCAGCAUUAGCUCUUGGGAUUCUGGUCUUUGUGUUUCUUUUGUGUUUACUGCCAUAUUAUAUUUUUUCUUUAACAAAUUUCUUAAGAGAUGACUCAUUUUCUAAUGUUAUCAACAGUGUUUUGAUUCUCUUUUACUUGAAUUCCUCUAUCAAUCCACUAAUUUACGCUAUGUUAUACCCAUGGUUUAAGAAAAGUUUAAAAAUAAUUCUAACUCUUAAAGUAUUCAACACAGACUCCUCUCUGAUGAAUGUGCUCUCUUUAAUCUCUUAAUAUGGAAUAAUGUCAAACAAAUGUCUUACCUUUUUUGCUUUUUAAUUGUUUGAGUUUUUCCUGAUGUUCUUUUUCAUCAUUAUUGUUAAAAUAUGAUUAUUUGUAUAUUUUGAUGAAUAAAACCAGGCAUGUUAUACAAGAA